ACAUAUUACAUACGAACCAAAAAUUUCGUGUUAAAUUCGAAGUGUGAUAAAUCGAGGUUUUCCUACAAUGGAAAAAUCGUUAACAUGAACGUUUGUUUAAUCAAAAUGAUAAUAAAUAUUCUUACGUAAUUUUAUAGCUAAUUCGCCAGUGAAAUAAAUUAAAACUAUCGCUACUAUUUACAUUUGUUUAAUGUUUAAAUGAGUCUAUUUGCAGAUAUCCUGCUGAUAUGACUGGAGAUCAAGUAAUAUUGUCUGCUUUAGAAUUUGGAGGGGUAAGUUUGAAUGAAGAAAAUAUGAUCCGAGAUUCCAACGCAAUUAGGUUGAUGUACGCAUUGGACCGCAGCACGAAAGAAAAGAAAGAAAUGGCACUGAAAUGGGAACAAAUGUGUUUAGAUACUUUGUCAAAAAUUAAUUUGAACGGUACCAAAAUUUCUAAACUACUAAGUCGCUCUGUCGAAGACGAAAUUGGUCGAACAGGCGAAAUAUCAUUGCCUCUUAUUUUCAUUAUGGCUCCAAUUAUGCUGUUAUUUUCAUCAGUUUCUUGCUUAUCAACUGACUCUCUCAGUAGCAAACCUUGGAUGGGUAUUGCAAAUUGCGCAUCACCUUUUUUAGCAACUGUUUCAGCAUUUGGUCUCCUGUGUUACUGCAAAGCGGAUUACGCAGCAGCAAAUGUCAUGAUUUUUUUUCUAAUUUUAGGCCUAUACAACAGAAGAAAAGUAUAACAUCGUUUAAAAUUUGACCGUCUAACAGAUAACCUUACUGAAGUUAAUCGGGAAAGUUUCGUAACUUUCCCAGUUAAACUUUAAAAAUACGUUGCACCAUCUGUUAGUAAAUUUUAUUUUUAAAUAUAUACUGUAUGUUAUUUAAUAUAUUAUUACAUAUUAUAAAAUAUAAAAAGGCUUAAUUUUGCAAUGUAAUUGACGUCAGUAAAAUCGAUUAAAAAAUUUUUUAUAGCUAAUAGCUAAUAUUUCCGCAAAUUUAGUAAAUUAUACUUUUCGUCAUAGCGUAAAAAAAUAUAACCAAAAUUUUAUUUCGAGAAGACAAAAGUAAUAAGAGUUGUAGGAAAUUCAAAUAAACACACACAUACGAUCUCUUUUAUAUUGUUAAUUAAUUAUACAAAAGAACAAGUAACUAAUGUGUUAAAAAUUUAAAUUAAAAGUUCUAACACUCAUAAAUUUAUCCUAGGAGAUAUUCUACUCGGUUCAUAUUAUAACUUGUAACUGGAACUAACAAAAUUCUCACUACAUACGAUGUGUAGUGAGAAAUUUGAGUUGUGCGGUGGAAACUCCAUAUUUCUGUAGUAAUUAAUUUUUCGAUUGCGAGUUUUUGUAAGUAUUUUUUCUUUUGGUUAAAGUUAAAACGUUUAUCUAAUUAACACAGUAUAGAAACCACGAAAUAAAGAAGAAAUAUUGGUAGAAUUUACCGUUUGUAUCAAAUAUAUACGAGAGAUAAACAUCAAUAUUAUCAUUUAAAGCAAUAAACUACAACAACAAUUAACUCAGAGUACAGCAAAUUGUAUGACAUGCGAGCUCAAAGUACGCACACAGCGUGUCUAACGAUUAAGGUCAAACGAUGAUUGAAGUUAAUAAAUUAUUCUACGAAUAUAAGAUUUGUAUUAUUCUA
Centruroides sculpturatus (bark scorpion) is the source of this 1623-nucleotide messenger RNA. RefSeq names its product patched domain-containing protein 1-like. NCBI's taxonomy places the organism in Eukaryota, Metazoa, Arthropoda, Arachnida, Scorpiones, Buthidae. The coding region runs from base 228 to 722 and encodes 164 amino acids. The record is from RefSeq and is a predicted model, not a curated record. The transcript is spliced from 2 exons. Gene Ontology annotation, cellular component: membrane.